Molecule: messenger RNA, 3536 nt
Organism: Asterias rubens (European starfish)
Lineage: Eukaryota; Metazoa; Echinodermata; Asteroidea; Forcipulatida; Asteriidae
Exons: 15
Coding region: 130-2736 (868 amino acids)
Biological process (GO): signal transduction
Molecular function (GO): protein binding
Source: RefSeq, a predicted model, not a curated record
CGUCAUAAUACAUUACAUCUCGUCUGAGGUAGUUGUUGAUGUGAAUCUUUUGGCUAAUGGUUUGUGAGUUUUAACUCUUUGGUACCUGGUAUAAAAAAUACAUAUUUUUGAUAGCAUUUUGACACAAUCAUGAUGGCAGGUGUAUCAGGAGAAAGUAACGGUGUAUCACAUCAACGCAGAAUUGAUAAAGUCCAAAUCGUUCAUGCCGGGGAAGAUGUGAAGGUGAUCCAGCGCCUAGCAUUUCUACUUGAAGAGCAGCUGAAACUAGGAGAGCAAGUUGAUUAUCGUCGUCAUUUCAAACAAGAGUCAUUAACAAAAAUAGCAAAUCACAUUGCUGAUGUCAUCUCCAAUGGGUCAGAGGAUAAGGGAGUGGUCUUGGUUUUCAGUGAAAAGUUCAACAGUGUUGUUUCAGCAAAUCCUACAGCCCGCGACAAAAUUAAAAAUAUUCUUUCCCGAGAAAGACACCUACUGAAAAUUGCAAUGGUUUCUGUUGGAUGUUCCGUUGAGCCAUUUUUCAAGCCCUGCAUCAGUCUGAGCAGUUAUAUCGCCAAAUUGGAGGAUGGCACAGUAGCAGAAGCCAUCUACAAACAGUGGUUCGGACCGAAAGCUCAACUGACUUCCCAGGCCGAGAUGAGCAGGAAUGGUUUGGUCAACCUUGAUGCUGCCCAGGACAACUAUGCUCCUUCAAAAGUGAAAAUAAUCCAUGCCAUGACAGACCCAGAGACUAAGACACACCAGCGCCGCCUGUCCGAUGCAAUAGAUGCAGUGGUAGACCCAGAGCAGACCACCAGCUCCAGAAUCAAGUUCGUCUCUGAUCAAAGCAUUGCCCGGACUGUGCUGGGUGAUUUGGAAUGUUUCCAGUGCUGUUCAGGAUCCAUGCCCAAGGUCCAUGCAGUGUUCGUUUGGUGUGAAGUCAUGCUAAAUGCUCUGAAACAAGAUACUGAAGCCAAACAAAAAGUUGUGGACAUCGUGUGCCGGGACACCAGUCAGCAGAAACUGUAUGCCCACUUCCUCAUCGGUGUGACCCGACAAGAGAUAUCAACAUUCAGUCGAGGGCUCUCACAGUUCCUGUCUAGGCACGGCCACAUUGUCGUUCUCGAAACCUUCAGCAGCCACAGGCCUGUGAAUUACGAGCCAUUCGCCCAAAACUUCCUGAGCAUCUGGGCAGGCCUACAGAAGGUUCCCAAAGACCCAGAGGAGUCUCUGGACCCAACCAUGAACUCACUAGAAUCCCUGGAGUUUCCUCUCACAAUCCAGUCCCAUCCCCACCAGAACAAAAAGGGUGAUCGCCUGGUCAUGAACAACAGCUCCAUCUCGCAAAGUGAGGCCGUCCGCACCCAGCAGAUGGGUAAAGGGUUCAGUGAUAAGAACCCUUCCUUCGACCCACAGGAAAGGAUGGUGACAUCCAAUGGAUCCUUCGAUCCUCGGCUUGGGAAGGUGAUGAAGUACCCCGAAGAGUUCCAGUCGGACGGCCGCUCCAAUCUGCAUGAGAACUCAAGCCGCCACCACACUCUGCAUGGCCUGAGUUCAGCUGACCCCAGUUUAGCCAAUCGGGAGGCGGUGCCUAUCAGGCAGCCGACGAGUAAUGUUGACGGGAAAAAUAGAAUGGCGACCGGUAGCAUUGAGUCCGUUUCGAUGAACUGUGUCACCGGGCCAACCAUGAAGAAUCCACCACCGUCAAGUGAAGAUAGAUGUGCCGUUUCCCUCCCACCCAGUGGAGGGCAGCAGAUGGGUCAACAGCCCAGCUCUCGUGUACCUGGGCAAUGCUAUGGUAAGAACAAAGUUGCAGCGAGCGGCUUCCUAUCAUUUAGUGUGUAUGGAAGUUCAACGAGAUCAGAUUCGUCCAUGAGCCAAGGUGGUGUGGACCAACCAUCAACCUUAGCUUGCUCGAGAGACCUGGGUGUGUCCGCCAGCGACAGCCCUCAGCAGGGACAUAUACUGUCCGUCGGGGACAACCCAAUAAGGAUUGCGUCGUCAGAUUACGAGGGGCUAUCAAGUGAAGCUGCUCACGAGUUGGACGAUGAGCUGCGAACAGUGCAUACAACAAGCCUUGGUCCUGACUCCUCACUGAGGAGCGAUUUACAGAGUUUGCCAAACUCUGACAUCACAGGCAGUGCUAGUGUUGUACAAAGCGACCGUACAGGUACUGGAACCAUGCCCUCGGACGUCAGCAGCUGGACAUGCGGGCAAUCUGAUGGACGUCAAUCGGUGUCGUAUAGGCAGCCUGAAAAUACAGACAGAGUCCUGUCAGCACCUGAGGGGAGAAAUCCGUUGCGAGAGGGAGCUGCUUGUGGAUCUUGUGGAUCAGUGAGUUUGCCGUUUCCAGGAGCAGCUACCAACGCUGCACAGAACAGCUUUCCAAGUGUGAACAGUGUGCAGUCACAGGUUGACAAUGGUGACCUGCUGGGAAAUAUAGACCAGCCGGCACCAGAAGAUACUCUCCUGAGCGACUUACACCAUGCGCUCAUAAGAAGUUUGAAGAUUCGUCUGGAUCCCCCCAAGCAGACCGUUGCCGACUGGCAGGACGUCGCCAGCUACUUUGGCGUUGGCAAUGUCCUCAUCACCUUCUGGAAGGGCCAGAAAUCGGAUAGUUCCCCGACUGAGCAGUUACUGACGUGGCUCAAGGCCGAGAAACAACACCUGACCGUCAAGGACUUGAAAGACGCCCUGGAGAAAGUCAAGCGUCGAGACGUUUUGAGGUUUCUGGAAAAGGAAGGGUAUGGAGCCUCCGUUUGAAGGUUUGGUUUGUCAGAGCUGUUUGUGUUUCUUUUUGCAUUAAUAAUAAUAAUGAUAAACUAUAAGGUGCUUUAAAUCCAUGACUCAUUCUCAAGGCAGUGUCAAAUUUGAAAUGGCACAAAAAAAAAAGAGAAAAAAAUCAUUUAGUUUAACACCUGAUGACGUCAUUAGAGGCACUGAAAACCUUUGGUAAAAGUGUCCAGUUGUGUGAGUUUUGCAAUGCAGACUUAUUUAUGGGGUGCAAUUGUCUUACAUUUGAGUUACUUAAGUUGCCAACAUUAUUGUCAGAGUAAUUUACAGACAUGGGAACCACUGCAGAAAGACUGCCAAAAAGUGCUGUCAUCAAGCUUCUUCUUAUUGCGACAAAAAUGGGGGAAAUAAUAAAAUGUUAGAACAAACUCUUUUUGGCAACAUGUCAAACAUUGUACUAUAUUCUUAAACAAGUGAACAUAAUAUUUAAAUUGUAUAAUUAUAAAUUUGAAACCAAGUAUGUGACUUGGCUUGGUAAGGUUGUUUCCUUUAUUGACAAAUCUUGUGGAUGAUUGUUUGAUGACACAUUCAUAAAUACCCCAGACAUUUUCUCUACUCCUAUUGGUGGAGAGCGCGUCACAUGGGUGUGCAUAAUUCUUUUGUUAAUGCACACUGGAGCUCUGUUUAUGCACACUGAGCUGGCUUCCACGUAUCGGGUGCGUAAGAUUACCACGUGGAAUGCGCAAAUCAUAGCUAUCAGCGCGUAAUCUAAGCGCGCGCAACCCACGCGCCACGAACAGAUUCUUCACAAAGUUUUGGAAAAAAAUUAU